UGUGUAGGGAGGUGGUACAAAUCCUGUUACUCGAACUCGAUACUUUCCCAUCGCUCGCCGCCUCGCCGCCGCCGCCGUCGACGCGAACCCGCGCUCUAGACCUCGUUCCUGCGUCCGAGGCGAUGAGGCUCGUCCACCGCGACCUCGUCCGCAAUGGCCCCGGCUCCGUCAAGUUAGUGCCGGAGGAGGAGGACGACUUGUGGCACGCGUACAACCUCAUUGCUACCGGGGACAAUCUCCAAGCAGUCACUGUUCGGAAAGUGCUGAGGGAGGUAGCAUCUGGAGGGCGUGAUGCCGAGCGGGUGAAGCUUAAGUUGGAAAUUGUAGUAGAGUCUGUAGACUAUGACAAGGAGGGAUCUGUCUUACGUGUGCGUGGAAAAAAUAUCACCGAGAAUGAUCAUGUGAAGAUUGGCCAGUUCCACACUUUAGAGCUUGAGCUGAAGAGACCUUUUGUUCUACGAAAGGAAAUUUGGGAUUGGUUAGCCCUUGAAACUAUCCAGCAAGCAUGUGAUCCUUCUGCAAGUGCUGAUCUAGCAGUUAUUCUCAUGCAAGAAGGACUUGCACACCUGUUCCUCAUUGGCAGAAGCAUAACAGCAACCAGGGCACGUAUUGAAACAUCUAUUCCUCGGAAGCACGGGCCUGCAAUUGCUGGCUAUGAGUCGGCCCUCAAGAAGUUCUUUGAGCACGUUUUGCAAGCUUUGCUGAAACACAUUGAUUUUGAAGUAGUCCAGUGUGUUGUAAUUGCAAGCCCAGGUUUUACAAAGGACCAAUUCCGUGAUUAUAUGUUUCUUGAAGCUGCACGGCGAGAUUUAAGAGUAAUAAUUGAGAACAAACAGCGCCUUGUUCUGGCACAUGCAACAUCAGGUUACAAGCAUAGUUUGAAGGAAGUUCUGGAUACCCCAGGCAUCAUGGCACUGAUAAAAGAUACAAAAGCAGCACAGGAGGUCCGAGCUUUGCAGGAUUUCUUCAACAUGCUUACUAAUGAUUCAGCUCGUGCUUGUUAUGGACCAAAGCAUGUUGAGAUUGCACAAGACCGUCUUGCAAUUCAGACUCUUUUAAUAACUGAUACUUUAUUUCGGAACGCUGACAUUGCUACCAGAAAAAAGUAUGUGAACUUGGUUGAAGGCGUCAAGAAAUACGGUGGCACAGUGCACAUAUUUUCUUCAAUGCAUGUCUCCGGCGAUCAGUUAGCGCAGUUGACAGGGAUAGCAGCUAUACUUCGUUUUCCCCUGCCUGAUCUAGAGGACAUCGAGAUGUGAUCACACCAACCCCUUCGCAGCUGUUUAACAUUUUUUUGGUGGCGAUCUGUUUGCAUCAUGUGUAACUUUAUGCUCGUGAUGACCUGAACUGAUAUAGGUAGCCCUGGAAAGAGAUCCAGCUACCUUUUAAGAUAUCCUAGCUGUAAAUGGUUUGUUGUGCCAUACUGUAUUUGUUAAUUCUUUAAUCGAUAAAGGGCCCUUGGUUCGCAGAAGUUAAAAGGCUAGCAUGAUAAAACAUGGUGUUUGUACUUGGAAAUCACAUUCUCUGAUUUGACAAACCAUCACCAAGUGUUGGAGCCUGGAGGUUCAGACAUCGGAGCGCCGUGUUGUUAAAACAGUACAGCAUUUGACGUUGUGUGGUUGUGGCCCCUUUUUUUUCCUUUGAAAAAAGGACGUCGUUUUAUGACUUUUUAUGGAAUCAAAACCUUUAUGCUCCUAUGCUCGGCUGGAACUCCUGGAACCUAGCUAGUGCUUUGUUGAUGGCCAGCCUAUGCCUACCUGUCAUGCAUUAUUAUUCGAUUAUUCUUCCCUUUCUUUACUGUUUUUCAUUUUAUUUCAGGGCGCAUUCUUAGCAUGAUAUAGUCUGCCUUGACCACACUGGCUGGGAGGAUCGGAGUCGUGCAAAGAGCACCAAGAUCGCCUUCGGCAGCUGAAAUUCUUGCGCCUUUGAUGCGGAAACAAAUUCUAGAAUGCAGACAAGGCUGCAAAAGCGGAAUCUUGUGGUCUAGUGAUUGCUGCAGCCUAAACUAUAUCAUUUGCCAAACCACUAGAAAAUACGUCUGCGUGAUGGUUGAUCGGUCACGAGCUGCGUUUUCUGCCAUUUUUCGUUCGGACAAUCAUUUGUUCCCAUCGAUUUGGCGUGUCCAGCCACCCUUGAAAAUUCUGGACUUCGUUUGCGAGCGUUGCUUACCAUGUACCAAGAGUCAGGUCACGAGGUAAACACGUGGCUCGAUGUGAUUUGCUAGAAGGAAAAGGUCACCAUUGACCGUUGACUUGAA
Molecule: messenger RNA, 2257 nt
Organism: Panicum hallii
Lineage: Eukaryota; Viridiplantae; Streptophyta; Magnoliopsida; Poales; Poaceae
Product: protein PELOTA 1
Exons: 16
Coding region: 123-1259 (378 amino acids)
Biological process (GO): ribosome disassembly; nuclear-transcribed mRNA catabolic process, no-go decay; RNA surveillance
Cellular component (GO): cytoplasm
Source: RefSeq, a predicted model, not a curated record